Molecule: messenger RNA, 1062 nt
Organism: Labrus bergylta (ballan wrasse)
Lineage: Eukaryota; Metazoa; Chordata; Actinopteri; Labriformes; Labridae
Source: RefSeq, a predicted model, not a curated record
AUGUCAGAGGAGUGUGUUCCUGAGGGUCUAGACCUCAAAGAGCGGUGCGAGGAGGAACUUUGGGAACUGAUUAACGACAACAGACACCGGAUCUCCCUCGGAGUGCAGCCAUGCAACUUGAUCCCGUACCUGAGGCAGGCCAGGGUGCUCAGCGAGAUGGACCAGGACGAGAUCCUCUCCUGCCACAAUCUAACCAACCGCAGCAUGAGAACCAGCUAUAUGUUAGAUUUGCUGAGGACCCAGGGGAAUGGCGCUGUGGCUUUGCUUGAGAGUCUGAUGAUCCAUUACCCGAUCCUGUACACCCAUGUUACUGGACAGAAACCCAGCACUGAGCCUUCAGGAUUCAGUGGCCUGAUAAAGUACUCAGAGCUGACAGAGUAUCUGGUCAGAGCUGUUACAGGGAUGCAGAAGGAGCUUCAGCAGGCACGAUGUGAGGCCGGCAGGAUGAGUGCACGCUGUGCCUCCCUGGAGUCAGAGAUUGGGCAGAUAAUGGCGCAGGAGGAGAAGUCCAGGUGCCUUCAGUCCGAGAAUGAACGCCUGCGGAGGCACCUGUUCUCUUUGCAACAUGAUGUCACUAAGCUCAAGGACGAGAAAUGUGACUUGUAUAUGCGCUACACAGCGGCCAUUGAGGAGAAGUCAGCUGUGAACAUGCGCCUCCAUGACCUCAACCUGCAGGUGUAUCAGCUGCAGACAGAGCUGCAGAAGGCAAAAAAAGAGAGUGAGUUCCAGCAGCGGCGCUCGCUUAGGCGUGCCUCUCAGCCAGCCUAUCCACGACUACAAGAGGGAGUUGGGUCUCUGCCCUGCCAGCUUGUGAAGGCUGGUCGGGACAUCCUUGCCCAGGAUCUGGCUGAGGCCAUAGACAGCCACGCGGAGCUCGCAGAGCAGCUCAGGUGUUACAGAGAGGAGAAUGAAAAGGUGUUUAAUGAAAACAAAGGGCUUCUGGAUCAGAAAGAGUGCCUGAGCCUCCAGGUGCAGCAGCUGACCCUGGACUGUAACUUGCACCAGCAGAAGAGCACUGUGAUCCAAAACCAGAUCAGGGAGCUGCAAGCGGAGAGAGACCAG